Messenger RNA from Conger conger (European conger), 2522 nucleotides. RefSeq names its product radial spoke head 10 homolog B (gene rsph10b). The transcript has 18 exons. Bases 1 to 2478 code for a protein of 825 amino acids. Lineage: Eukaryota; Metazoa; Chordata; Actinopteri; Anguilliformes; Congridae. The record is from RefSeq and is a predicted model, not a curated record.
AUGGCAAAAGGAAAGAAAAAAGUUGAGAAGUCGACACCUGAGGGGUCUGUCUCUAAAUCGGCUAGUUGUUCCGCUACUAGUGUUGUGUCAGAGCCACCGCUAGAACAAGCAGCACCCGAAGAAGAGGAUUCGGGUCAGAUCACGAACGUCAGUUCAGCCUCCUUGUCUUCCCAACCACCACUCCAUGAAAACCCAGCCUCAAGUUGUGAUGAGUUCUACGACAUACCUGUUCUCUCUAGCAUCAUUGUCGAAAAGUACGAGGGUGAGAAGAAUGGAGAGGUUUUUCACGGGGACGGUGUCGCGUAUUUUCAAGGAGGUCACGUGUACAAGGGUAUGUUUUCAGAGGGAUUCAUGCAUGGAUAUGGCACGUACACAUGGGCAGAUGGGGUGAAAUAUGAGGGAGAAUUUGUUUUUAAUAUACCAUUGGGACAUGGAACGUACACCUGGGUCGACGGGAGCUGCUAUGAAGGCGAGGUGUACAAUGGAAUUCGCCACGGCGUGGGAACGUACAUAUGUGCCACAAAAGCAGUCUCUUACAGAGGCGAGUGGAAUCUCGGCAAAAGACACGGAAAGGGCACAAUAUACUAUAACCCUGAACUGACAUCAUGGUAUGAAGGAGACUGGGUGAGCAAUAUCAGAGAAGGAUGGGGAGUGAGAGGUUACCCCUCUGGUAAUGUGUAUGAAGGCCAAUGGAAGAACAAUGCCAGGCACGGAGAGGGCAGCAUGAAAUGGACAGAGCUUGGUCAGCAAUAUAGUGGCCAGUGGGAAAAUGGGCUUCAGCAUGGACAGGGGACACACACCUGGUUCCUGAAGCGAAUCCCAGGCUCGCAGUACCCUCUGAGGAAUGAAUACAUCGGGGAUUUUGUGAAGAGUUUGCGCCACGGAAGGGGAAAGUUCUACUAUGCCAGUGGGGCGCUCUAUGAUGGAGAAUGGCAGUGCAACAAAAAACAUGGCCAGGGGAAGUUUACCUUUAAAAAUGGGCGCAUAUUUGAGGGGGAGUUUGUUGAUGAUCACAUGGCAGAAUUCCCUGAUUUCUCAAUGGAUGGCAUCCAGACCCCUGACCUCAGUGGGAUCCGAACUGAAACUCCUCCAUGUGGAAAAGGUGACCCCCGAGGUGCCAAAAGUUUAGGCUGUGGCUCAUCAUUGCUGGGGCCUGACAUAACUUUAGAAAUCCAGUCCUUGCUUGAGAGACUUCCUGAGGAGCUGAAAGAUCUUGAACUUAGACAGGUGGAGUUUGCAGUGCUGAGGCACAUCGCAGAGCUGAGGGCAGUCUACAGCUUCUACAGCAGCCUGGGUCAUCAGCAGUCCCCAGACAACACCUUCCUCCUCACCCGCAUGCAGUUCUGGCGCCUGCUGAAAGACUGCAAUAUCCAUCACCACAAGAUCACUCUGGCCCAAAUGGACAGACUCAUCAGUGAAGAUGUUCCUCCAGAAGAGGUCCACUCUCCAUUCGGUACUAUGCUGCUUAGAGAGUUUGUUAGCUGUGUUGUGGUCCUUGCCUAUCACAUCUACCACGGGGAGAUUGAGUCAUCUAAUAAUGUGCUUGUGGCCUGCUUCACCAAACUAAUGAGAGAGAACAUCAUUCCAAAUGCAAAACAUGUAAAAGGGGCUUUCCUCUGCAACCCCUUGUGUGCCAUAAUUUCUGCGAACUACACUGAGAAAUGCUGGGAGAUAUACCAGAGCCUCUGCAGCGGCCUGAAGGACAGAACCAUGACCAUGAGGCAUUUCAUUUGGAUGCUAAAGGAUCUUGGUCUCUAUGAUGAUGAGCUGACAACAAGGAAAGUUCUGGAGAUCCUUUCUGCAGAAAAUCCUGCUCCUUAUGAUGUGUCCAACACUAACCUGGAUCUGGAGAUGACAUUCCUGGAGUUCUUUGAGGCUUUGCUAGGCUGUGCAAAGGUGAAGAGGUGCCACUCGGUCAGGUCCGACUGCCAGAGGCUGUCAGAGGUCUGUAGGCCUGUGGAGAGUGUUAGGACACCACUGGGAGAGGAGGUCAGAGACAGUCCGGUACUGGCUAUACAACGCACCUCUCCUCUGAUGGCAAAGUCUGUGGAGAUGUUGCAGUUGUCCACAUCUGAAGAGAAGACACUAAGACAGAAGUCAGCUGUUAAACUCAAAACUCAAGAAGAGCCCGCUGGAGACGGAGGAGAGGAGGCGGAGAGUGAGGCGGAGCGUGGGAUCCGCACGUUUCAGUGGUUCUUCAGCGAGGCCCUGUUCCCAGCGUAUGAGCACAGCCUGCUGCUGCAGAGGGAGGUGCAGGAGGACCGGCUCAGGAGAGCUGCACAGGCCAGGAUCGCCCUGAGCAAGGCCCAGAGGGCGGCCAGACUGAGAGAGACGUCUGAGGCAGAGGAGGAGCGGCGGAGGGAGGAAGAGGCAGAAAAGGCUGACCGCCAGGAGGGCAACCCCACCCCCGUGACCUCCGUCACCUCCAUCCCUGAAUCUAAGUCCCGUGCUGCCAGUGGGAUAAAGAAGAGGAGGUAGAGUUGCAUACUGUACCAUAACCCCUGGUCUGUUUUGUUAUAUCU